AUGGCGACAAGUGUCGCAGAGCAGACGGGUGGAGAUGCUGAAGGCGUGGCUGAUCAGGUGGAUGCCGAAGAAGUUACAGAUCAAGGGUCUCCUACCAGCGUCUCGGAGAAACAGAUAGGACGCUUCUUAAAGGUUGCUCCCGAUGGACUUUUUGGCGCACCUUGCAUCUCUCAAAGGGUACUAGCUCAACGUCCUCUUCGGGUUUCCAUCCUUCUUCAGGAGAGACCUCCGAACGAAUUCCCUCAACUUAGUCAUGAUUCUUUGAUUGCUAUUGGGGAGGAGGGACUGGGUUUGCUUGCUCUUUUUCAGCCCUUGAGCAGAGCAUUUUCUUGCCAUUACCUGAUCGCUCUUGAUCUAGCUGACUCUGGUGCCAAGGAUUGGGGAACGGAUUUUCUGAUGCAUGGCAGAUUUCAUGGAGUUGAUCUUGCCAUUCCAUGGUCUGACCAGAAUGCCAUUGUAUGGGGAGACUUCGUUAAUGACCAUGAAGGUUUAAGAGCUGAUUACUGGUGA
Molecule: messenger RNA, 510 nt
Organism: Prunus armeniaca (apricot)
Lineage: Eukaryota; Viridiplantae; Streptophyta; Magnoliopsida; Rosales; Rosaceae
Source: the annotation of a GenBank genome assembly